AAAGAGUGAUUCCUUGGAAUUCUCUCUUCUCGUCGCCUCCGGACCUUGGGCAUCACAGAGACCCUCGCAGAGAACCUUUGGUUAGAGAAUUGUUCAAAAGACAGCCAAGCCGUCUUUUCGUUUUUCCUUUGCCUCCCGUGUUGCUAGAGAAUUUCAAACUCUUUGCAACAGCGGCUCCGGCCUACCCUGUGAGAACGGGUAAGUGUCCGCUUGAGGGCUUACUUUCUAAGAUGCAAGAAGCAGCUUCCUAACAUGUUGACACUUGUUCCAGUGUUCAAAGGUUUGACUAUCCCCUCAUUUAAGACUCUUUGACCUGUGAAUGUCUGAGAAUGAUGGAAGAGGAGGGUUAUUCCAGUGUGCUCUUCAUCAAAUCUGAAGAAGCCAAACCAAGAGCAGAUGACCAAUCUCGGCCUGGUCCUCACCGAUAUGGCUGUGCUGUGGUGGUCCUUGGCCUGCUGACUGCUCUCCUCCUCUCUGCCCUGGUGACAUUACUUGUUUACUAUCAGGGAUACGUGUCUGAAUAUAGCACACUCUUGGCUCGUUAUGACAACGCGAGUGCUGCAAACCAGGAUCUGCAGAAGGAGAGGAACACGCUGAUGAUGGAACGAGACCAUCUCAAUCAGACCCUUGAGGUCAUUUUCCAGUUCAGAGAUUUUCCAGUUGACCAUUUCUGUCCAGUCUCAGAUCAUGUAGCACAAGAGAGGAAGUGCGGUGGAUACUGCACAAAAGGAUGGAUGUACUAUCAAUCAAGCUGUUACCAAUUCAUCAACACUGAAUGGCAGCGGGAAAGCUGGGAGUUCAGUCAAGCUGACUGUGAAAUGAAGAGGGCCCAUCUGGUAACCAUAGACACAGUAGAGGAACAAGCAUUCAUCUACAAUCACACAUAUGAGUAUUACUAUGAGCAAUAUGGAUACUGGAUUGGACUGAGGAAAAUUCAAGACAAAUGGCAGUGGCUGAAUGGCAGUGAACUCACUGGAGGCCACUGGAUUCGUACAGAGGAAGAAGAGGGCGAUGGUUGUGUCCUAUCAAUGCCUAACACUGACCCUUUGAAGAGCUGGCAGGACAGCUCAUGUCAUUUGCUAAACAGAUGGAUCUGUGAAAAAGAAGCUGCUAAAUGGCCUGGCAAAAAUGAUUUGUAGUUUUCAGUAUAAUUGGGUUAUCUACUGCAGUGCAAUAUGAAAACUGUCGAAUGCCAGAUUCAACCUGCCACCAACAUUACUGACAUUUUGAACGAUUUUCUGUGAUUCUUGCCCAAACACAGUUAGAUAUGUCAG
Sardina pilchardus (European sardine) is the source of this 1274-nucleotide messenger RNA. RefSeq names its product asialoglycoprotein receptor 2-like. The record is from RefSeq and is a predicted model, not a curated record. Lineage: Eukaryota; Metazoa; Chordata; Actinopteri; Clupeiformes; Clupeidae. Bases 330 to 1139 code for a protein of 269 amino acids. The transcript is spliced from 8 exons.